UCAGGCACUGUUAGGGGAGUGCUGUGCUGCUCCAGGGACAAAGGGAGAGCACAUGGCCCAGGCAACAUUAAAAAUCAGCUCUCUCUAAUGCAGGUCGAAAAGAUGGGGAAUGCUGAAAGCAAUGCCUAUCAGAAUCACCUUUCCAGAUUUCUUCCUGAGGAGCAGUCUGACAUUGAUGGACUAUUUGAUACCUUAUCAGGAUCGAGUGGCUCAGCUGGAGCAAAAAAUGCCAAAGCUGCAAAGAAAACUGUGACUCUGGCAGCACUACAGGCGCACACGCGGGAGCCCCUGCCAGAGCCCAUGGCUGCUCGGUUGUUCAAUGGAAUGAAGAGCAUCGACCUGCCUGGCAAAUCAUCCGGGCCCAGUGAGCACAUCGCUAAGGAGCAGUUUGUCAUUUUUAUGUCGAACCUCUUAAAAGGGAACGCAGAUGAGAAGAUUAGCAUAAUAAUGAGGAUGAUCGCCAAGGCGGGAGGGCCUCUGAAGGGCAAACAAAUCCAAGAGUUCACAGAGGAUCUGAUCACAUCUGUAGUCCAUGUGCUGAGCUACAGGAAGGAGCUGAAAGGUUGGAGUUUGGAGAAUACAAGGGAUUCUUCAAGUGGAGUCAAAGCUUUGGCUUCUGAGCUGCUCUCGGAAUUGAAGCUUCCAGAUGGGACAAAACCUGUGGGUUCCCAGCUGCUGGAAACAACAUUUGACCAAGGAGUCAUUGAGGACUGGGUGUACCGAGUUCCCCAGGUCUCAGUGUUCCUCAGCGUUGUCAUCAGGCAGGGCCUGCACGUCCUGCACUCCCUCCCAGACCAAACCAACGACAUCCUCAACCUGGUUCCCCACUGCAAGGGCAUCAAAGGAAGGGGAGUUGUCAGUCUCUUUGACAUCCCAGCCAUCAUCUACAUCAACUCCCACCUGCCUGCAGAGAUGCAGCACAAGUGGCAGCUUUUGUUUUCCUCCAGGCUCCACGGGGAAAGCUUCUCACAGCUCUGUGCCCACAUAGUGAACAAAGGGCCUUGCCUGGUGAUCAUAAGGGACUCGGAUGGUUUCCUCUUUGGUGGCUUUGCAUCUCACUCCUGGGAGGUGAAGCCACAGUUUCAAGGUGACAACAGAUGCUUUCUGUUUUCUGUUUUCCCCACUCUGGCUGUAUACACAUACACAGGCUACAAUGACCACUACAUGUAUUUAAACCAUGGCCAACAGACUAUGCCAAAUGGACUUGGGAUGGGUGGGCAGCAUGGCUACUUCGGGCUGUGGAUAGACAGUGACUACGGGAAGGGCCACAGCAAAGCCAAACCUCGCUGCACCACCUACAACAGCCCCCAGCUGUCAGCCAGAGAGGAUUUUACCCUGGAUGCCAUGGAGGUUUGGGCAGUGGGAGACCUCCCUGAGAGUGCAGGGAGAAAAGGUAAGAAGAGUAUCCUGGAUGUGGAUCCUCAGGCUCAGGCCUUGUUGGAAAUGGCUGGAAAAAGCCGCCAGAGCGAGGGUCUGCGGGAGCCCAUGGAAGAGGAUGAAGAUGAUGAUGAUGAGAGCUAAAGGAGCCACAGGAACAAGAAAACCUUUACUUUUAUUUCCUUCAAGUGGUGAUGAAUUUCUUGGACAAGAUAUUUUUUUCCUUUUUUUUUUUUCUCCCUUGAUUUUACCUAAUUGUCUGGGACAAAGCUUAAGCCUUGUACUUGUGUAAUAAUUAGAUCUAAAAUAUGUAGGUAAUAUUGAGGCACUAUGCUCCCUGAAGGGUUUUGUUUGGGGAGAACAGAAAAAUUAACAGGGCACAUAAUCAUUAGGCAUGGCUGAGCUCUAGCUGAGUAUGAAUCUGCUCUCAUUCCCCACAGAUCAUGUCUGCACACUGAACUAAAAGCAGCAGAAAUUAUUGACAGUAUGGCUGUCUGUCCUGGAGAAUUGAUAUGUAUAUAGUUAUAUAUUUAUAAAACCCGUUCAAGGCACUGAUUAAAGCUUUUAUACCUCAGCUGCACAUAUUUAUUUGCGUGCAAUGAAAUUAGUCAGCAAAGCUUACAGAGUGUGAUGGUGUCUUACACUGGUGAACAUGGAACAGUCCAGGUGAUGCCAUAUGAAGGGUGCUGUUCAUUUGCAUUGCUUCAGUUAAAGCAUUAAAUCUCAAACUUUUUAAAUCAGAUUUUCAGCAGGUGAUUUCAUGUGAGCUGUAGGAUGUCCAGAACAGUUACUCAACAACAAAUUUUACAGUACUACACCAUCCCUAGUGCAUUCUUUAGCAGCCUCGUGAGACUGGAAUAAAAGAUCAGGCUGUAAAAAAGGUUGAGUAAGAAGCAGCCACAUUUAAUUUGGAAUAGGAUCUGCAGAUACCUGUACCAGUGAAAGAAAGAAAAAUCGGAGUUAUGUCUGUAAAAUGUUUGAAGAGGAUUGCUGUACACUUUAUUUGCACAUAGUGAAUCAUUAUUAUGGAAAAGAAUCCCCACAAUGUGAAAUGCAGUUGUUGGGAUUUGUGCUCUGUUUUGUGGCUGUUCACCAGUCAGCACCAGUUUUGGCAGGUCUCUUAUACUCAGGACUUUUUCUACUUGAAUUAGUUCCCAUCUCUCAGUAAUUAUUAGUUUGAACUUGCUAAUUCUAUGUGUAAUUAACUUGUCAAAAAUAACCCUGAUUUCUACCAGGGGCUGUAAUUUCUAACUCAGCAGCAAGUGUUUGAUUACCAGUGUCUCUGAUUUUCAGUCUUUCUCCUCCUGAGGAAAUGUGUCUAAUCCCCUUUGUCCUGCCAUGAGUUUGUCUUCUUUGCAGCUUAGAGAAAAACAAGAGAAUUCUAUAAUUUCUGCUCAUGUGGCCUUCCUGAAAAUUCUUUCCUUUGGUGUUUUCUUGUAUGAGAUUUCCCCCCUCACCUGUUGUUUUUCAUAGGGAGCCAGAUUUGAAUAUUCUGAACAAUCCGCACUUGUGCCUUAAUGUAGGUCUCAUUUUUAAAAAUUAUAUUAAGCAACAUGAAUUUAGCCUUGAAAGGAGAGCAUAAAGAAAUCACUCCAGCCAGGCAUCCUAGGACUCACCUGUGUGUUUUGUAGAGUACCUGAAUUAAUGUUUGGGACAUUUAUAUGCUGUUUGUUCCAGUACAGAGAGUGCUGUGAAAGGCCUGGGAGAAUGUCCUUUUAUGCUGUAUUUGCUUAGAGAAACCACAUACUCUCCCAAGUUUGUAACACACAGGAAAAAAAUAAGCAUCAGAACAAUUGCACUGAUACUUUUGUAUAGUUUUCUUCUCUAUUAAUAAUAUUAAAUUUUACAAUGUAAGCACUAGUAAGUACCUGGUGCUGUCUGUAAGUGUGGUGAUAGCAGCUUUUGUUUGAACGUUCUCAAACUCCCACCAUGAGUCUCAGAGGUUUUUUUCACUUAGCAGUGACUAAGCCUAUUAAACACUCCCAUGUGGAUGGCAUACAGGAUGAGACGGUUGAACUUGUGCAGUUAAACAUAAAAUAAACAGCUAGACUUUAUUUUCCUUCCAUUACAAGGCAGAAGCUUGUUUUUGAGAACUGAAACCAUCUGCAAGGGUAUAAAAAAUAAAAUAGAAAUGUACAAAGCCACUCUCCACCAAAAAUAUUUCAAUGGCCAGGUUUUCUUUGAUUUUUAUGAGUAUCAGUAUAGCUGUUUCUUUCUAGACUAUGAAUCCAAAAUAUAAUCCUGUUUAUACUUCAUUUUGUGGCUAUCAGCAUAGCAUUGUGACCUCUGAAAUUGUAGUUUUUUGACAAGUUUGUGUCUGAGACUCUUCACUUCAAAGGUGUUAAGCUGGAGCAAGAAGAAAACUGACACUGGCACUUUAGCAAAUGUCUCAGUGAAGCAUUAUUUACUGAUCCAACCAGCAGAUGGGAUUGUUCCAAAUUGUUCUUUAAAUGUAAAAGAUGGACUUGGGAGUGACUCCGUUUUUCUUUUAACCUGAACCUGUGGAUUAAGAAAUCUGGGCUUCAUGCUCAUGCACCUAAAAAUCUCCAGAAAGCUUCUGUCAGCAGUGGGCCUGGCUGUGAUCUGAACAGCUCAGUCCCUUUUGUGCAGUUUUGACCCAACUGCACAGCUCCACAUCCCUGCUCUGUUCCUGACUCAUCUUUACUCUCAGGCUCUUGUGGAAGCGAGUCCCUUUCCCAUUAAAUCCACCCACUGCUGAGCCUUGGGUCUGAUCAGCUUUCCCUUUUUCUCCUGUCAGUCACACAGGUACAAAAACUGACACUUGAGCUCCCUGCUCUGUUUGACAGCUCCCCACACUUCCCUUGAAAGUCUUUCUGAGUCAAGCCUGGGUAUCUGGGAAUCCACAAACACUACAAAUUGAAGGAAAAGAAAUGAUUCAAGGCAGGUCUUUUUCCACUCUUCUAAUUAAAUAUUAAAGGAUGCGUCUGAAUCACGAGUCUCACUCAGAUACUUGUCAGUAGAUUUUAUUAAUAAAAACCAUUCUGAUUUAAAUAAAUAAAAUUUCAGUUUAUGCACAAUA
Prinia subflava (tawny-flanked prinia) is the source of this 4417-nucleotide messenger RNA. RefSeq names its product MTOR associated protein, eak-7 homolog (gene MEAK7). The record is from RefSeq and is a predicted model, not a curated record. Lineage: Eukaryota; Metazoa; Chordata; Aves; Passeriformes; Cisticolidae. Gene Ontology annotation, biological process: TOR signaling. Bases 88 to 1521 code for a protein of 477 amino acids. The transcript is spliced from 8 exons.